AUGUAUAGCCAGACACACCAACAGCAGCAUGUCAUCAUGAAUGGCGGCCAGGCUCACCAGCGGUUUGGUAUGCAGAUGAAGUUUCAGACGCAGAACCACCACCCGCACCCCGCACAGCAACCACAUCACCACGCACACCACAAUCAGCCUCCCCAACACGUUGGCCACCAACACAACUUCUCCAGCGGGGCUUUGGCGUCCGCUACCCCACACUUCACCCCUAGCCACAUUCAGAACGGAACACACACCAAUAUUGACGAAGAACUUGACGAGUCUAUGAACGAACAUUGGCAACAGCAGCUUCAGCUCGCUGCCGAGUCCCGACAGGCCAGCUCACCCCACUACUAUGCUCGUGCCGUAGCUCAGCAGACCAAGGGCAUCCAAAUCGCACCCAGCCAGCCGGAGGCUCAAGAAAAUGGUGUCAAUCAGAAGAAUGGGAUCACGAAGACAAAGCCCGCCUCACGGCAGGGCUGGCAUGCGCUGGAUUUCGGCGGCCAAGGACUGCGGGCUCUGGCACCGUCACUGUUCAAGUACGCCUUCUUGGAGAAGCUUUAUCUCAGUCACAACAAAUUGAAAGUACUGCCUCCGCAGAUUGGGCAACUGCGGAAGCUCACCCACUUGGAUUUAUCUGCCAACGAUCUUACCGAGCUUCCAGAAGAAAUCGGCAUGCUCACUAACUUGAGGCACCUUCUUCUGUUCGAUAACAAUAUUCGCACCCUUCCCUACGAGAUGGGAUAUCUUUACCGACUGGAGAUUCUGGGAAUUGAGGGUAACCCAUUGGAGGACGUUCUGAAGUCUCUGAUCAUGAAAGAGGGCACCAAAGCCCUGAUUAGGUAUCUUAAAGAAGAGAUGCCAGUGCAUGUUCCUCCUCCCGCACGAGACUGGCUCGUUCUCGAUGAGACCGCAGCUACUUCUCCAGACAAGGUUUCCGUACUCUCCUACAACACACUUUGCGAUUCCUCUGCGACCCAAUCACACUACGGCUAUGCUCCGUCCCGCGUCCUGUCUUGGGAAUUCAGACGAGAGACCAUCCUUAAUGAGCUCAGAGCUCAUGACCCGGAUAUUAUCUGUCUGCAGGAGAUUGACCAAGGAAGCUACAAUGAGUUUUUCAGGGAGCAAUUGGCCUACAGUGAUUAUAAGGGUGUGUUUUGGCCCCGAGGAAGGGCUAUGGGCAUGCAGGAGGAGGACGCCAAGGGUGUUGAUGGAUGUGCUACCUUCUUCAAGGGAAGCAAAUUCAUUCUUCUAGACAAGCAGGUGAUCAACUUCGGUCAGACGGCGGUACGGAGGCCGGAUGCUAAAGGUCAAGACGAUAUCUAUAAUCGGCUAUGGCAGAAAGACCACAUCGCCGUCAUCGUGUUUUUGGAGAACCGGCAAACUGGAUCCCGGUUCAUCAUUGUCAAUGCUCAUCUCUAUUGGGAUCCUGCUUUCAAGGAUGUGAAGUUGAUUCAGACAGCUAUCCUUAUGGAGGAGAUUACAAAACACUCGGAGAAGUACGCAAAGUGGCCUCCGUGCACGGACAAGGCUGCCUUCCGCUUCCGAGAAGCACAAGGCGAGCAGACGAUGCCCGAGCCCGCCCCCUCCGCGGAGUACGCCAGUGGUGACCAAAUUCCGCUAUUCAUGUGUGGAGAUUUCAACUCGUCACCUGGAUCCGCAGCGUACAACCUCAUCGCCAACGGAGGGUUGAUUGAAGAGCAUCCGGACCUGGAGAAACGUAUGUACGGAAAUCUAAGCAAAGUUGGCAUGACGCAUCCCUUCAAGCUCAAGUCGGCAUACGGUGCCAUUGGCGAAUUGAGCUUUACAAAUUACACCCCCGACUUCAAGGAUAUACUCGACUACAUCUGGUACUCAUCGAAUACGGUGCACGUCUCGGGAUUACUAGGCGAGGUGGACAAGGACUAUCUACAGAGGGUGCCUGGAUUCCCCAACUAUCAUUUCCCAAGUGAUCAUAUCGCAUUGUUAGCGGAGUUUUCAGUUAAAGGUAAAAAGGGCAAGGUUGUGGAAGCGGAUUUUGGACCGCAACGAAACUGA
Messenger RNA from Aspergillus nidulans FGSC A4, 2028 nucleotides. RefSeq names its product CCR4-NOT core exoribonuclease subunit ccr4. Gene Ontology annotation, molecular function: 3'-5'-RNA exonuclease activity; poly(A)-specific ribonuclease activity; catalytic activity. Gene Ontology annotation, biological process: nuclear-transcribed mRNA catabolic process, deadenylation-dependent decay; transcription elongation by RNA polymerase II; DNA replication checkpoint signaling. Lineage: Eukaryota; Fungi; Ascomycota; Eurotiomycetes; Eurotiales; Aspergillaceae. Gene Ontology annotation, cellular component: Cdc73/Paf1 complex; CCR4-NOT complex; CCR4-NOT core complex. Bases 1 to 2028 code for a protein of 675 amino acids. The transcript has 2 exons. The record is from RefSeq and is a predicted model, not a curated record.